Messenger RNA from Homarus americanus (American lobster), 1035 nucleotides. RefSeq names its product crustacyanin-A2 subunit-like. NCBI's taxonomy places the organism in Eukaryota, Metazoa, Arthropoda, Malacostraca, Decapoda, Nephropidae. The record is from RefSeq and is a predicted model, not a curated record. The transcript has 5 exons. The coding region runs from base 93 to 674 and encodes 193 amino acids.
GUUGCGACCACCAACGAUCGACUUCCUUUAGCCUGCGUUGCAUACUACUUUAUUUGUAACCUCAUUCAUCUAACUCAACGUGUGUCUUCACAAUGAUGUUUCUUGUGGUUGUAAUGGUGGCGGUGGUGAGUUCCGUGGCAGGUCUGCCUGCACCUGACCUGUCAUACAUUCGAAAUGGAACUUGUCUACAGAUGUCAACACACCCUACACUUAACUACGAGAAGUUCUCAGGUGUAUGGAUGGAGGUGGCGUCCAGGCCCAACAUUUUCCGCUCCGCCAGGCAGUGUGUCACUGUCCACUUGUCUCCCUCUCAAGGAGGAGUGGAGAGCGUGACGUCAGCAGUGAAUGCAGAGGGUCUACCUUCAGAGGUUCCCACACUAUUAACUCCUCAGGACGAUCCCUCAGUCUUCACCGUCCUCUACCACGGUAUAGCUACGGGAAAACUAUCGGUGGUUGACACUGACUACACCACCAUGGCUUGUGUCUACCAGUGUCAACAGGCCACACCCACCCAAAAGGUUGAGUGGGCAUAUGUGUACUCGCGGGAUCUGAAGGAGGCCGCACCAGCCAACAAGAGAUGCAGAAAGGUCUUCAAAUCUCAGGGGUUCGAUGUGGAGAGUAUCAUGUCCUCGCCACAUCCAGCGGAGACGUGUAACACAGCCGUGGCUGAGUAGAUAAAGGCCCCUCCUCUGCCUUCACUUUCUCCCAACAAUGCCAUCUGAUAGUGGCUUUUGUCGAUUGGGACAGGCGUCUUGCCUUCCCCUCAAGCAUCCAAUGUCUUUGGGACAGUGUCUUCCCUGGGAGUAUCUCUUAACUUGUAACGUAACUUGUUACCCAGUGGUAGGAUAUGUCCCUCCCAGAACUGGCUUAUCUAUUGAUAAACCAGUAUGUUAUUGGCAUAAGCGAGAUUGUAGGUGAGCAGUAGAUGGUGAAACAAGCGGCACUACUACUGUGGAAUUCUGCAAAUGUGAUGUGUUAUCUGUGAUGAAUUAUUUAUUUUUGUACUAUGCAUUUUUAAUAAAAAGAACCUUAUCA